AUGAAAAUAUUAUCAAUAAAUGGUUAUUAUUAUAACUGUUUAUUUAUUGUUUUUGUAAUAAACAUUAUACUAUUAAUUUCUAUUAAAAAUGUCUAUUGUGAUAGAAGUGCAAUGCUCCAACCAAAUGGUGAAUUUUUACCACAUGUAAGAUUAGCUAAAGAUUUACUUGACAAAAAACGUUAUGAUAAACGAGUUAGACCGGUAAUUGAUCAAAAAAAUUCAACAAAAGUUAGUUUUACAAUGAGUUUAUAUCAAAUUUUGGCAAUUAAUGAUAAACAACAAAGUUUAGAUUUAAAUGUUUGGAUAAUACAAAAAUGGACAGAUGAAUUUCUUGGAUGGAAUCCUAAUAAAUAUGGUCAAAUUAAUACAACAAUCUUACCUUUUGAAAGUAUUUGGCUUCCAGAUACUUAUGUUUAUAAUUCUGUAGUUAUGAAUCGUCAGGAAACAGAAAGAUAUAUUAAUGUUGUAGUUAAUACAAAUUAUUGGAAUAAAAGAAAAGGUGCUGAUAUAACAUUUAUGUAUCCAGCAUUAUAUAGAACAACAUGUCAUUUAAAUAUAAAAUAUUUUCCAUAUGAUCAACAAUAUUGUACUAUUAUUAUAAGUUCAUGGACAAGUGAUAAAGCAUCUAUAGAUUAUUAUCCAGAAUCAGAUAUUGUAAAUUUACAAAAUUAUAUACCAAAUGAGGAAUGGAUUGUUGUUAGUUUUGAAAUUAAACGAGUAGAACAAAAAUUUGUAUGUUGUCCUCAACCAUGGGUUCUUCUUGAGUGUAAUUUAAUAAUACGUCGCAAACCACUAUAUUAUAUAGUAAAUCUUGUCAUUCCAACAUCUAUUAUAACUCUUGUUGCUGUAACAGGAUUUUUUACUCCAGCAUCAACAAGUAAUGAGAGAAGAGAAAAAUUAUCACUUGGAAUUGAUGCAUUAUUAGCUAUGUCAAUUUUAAUGAUGAUGGUUUCAGAACAAAUGCCAACAACAUCUGAUUAUAUUCCAUUAUUUGGAUUAUUUUAUUUAGCCAUAAUAAUUAUAAUAUUUGUUGGAACUAUUUUUACAGCUUUUAUUUUAAAUAUUCAUCUACAAAAACAAUAUAAUCGUCCAAUAUCACCAUUAAUAGCAUACAUAUUUUUUCAUAAGGUAGCUGUAUGGCUUAAAUUAGAACCAUCUUAUAGUUUAAGUGAAUUAUGGCGUGAAACUGGUGCUCAAUAUGGUAUUAACAAAAUAAAUAAAAUAAAAUGGCUUCAAAUUAAAAAAAGAAAAGAAGAAUUUAGAAAAAGAUGUAAUAAAGAUAAAUUUAAUAAUAUAAACAUUGAAAAUAUAACUAAUUAUACAAAACCAAAAAAUUUGUCAACAGUUAAAUUGGUAAAUAUGCAAAUACCACUUAUUGAUAAUGAUAAUUCAAUCAAUGAUAUAAGUAUUUCUAAUGAUGUUACUAAAGAAUUAGAAUUUAAAAGUAACAGUAAUGCUAGAUUAAAUUGGCAAAAAUUGGCUUUAAAAGUUUGUAAAAAUGAUAAUUAUAUGAAUUCACAAAAUAAUAUACCAGAAUAUAAAUAUCAAAUAAAUGAUACUAUUAUUUCUAACGAUUAUAAAGAAAAAGAAGAUAAUUCUUCGUAUAAAGAUUUACCAAUUACAGCUUUAUCUAUAUUUAACUCAGAAUCAAGUUAUAAGAAAAAAGGUAAAAUUUAUUGUGAUGCAGAUGAAAUAGAUCAAAAAUUAAGAAGAAGAUAUUCAUUAGAAUGGGAAUUUCUUGCUGCAAUUGUUGAUCGUAUUUUACUUAUAGUUUUUAGUAUUCUAGUAAUUGUUGUUACAGUUUUAAUGGUUUGUAUUGGUGAAGCUAUUCAUAUGAGUUAUGCUCAUCAAGACAUGAUAAAUGCAAUGAAUAAUAAUUCAUCAUUAAAUAAUAAUGUAAUGAUAUAA
Messenger RNA from Strongyloides ratti, 1908 nucleotides. Its product is annotated as Neurotransmitter-gated ion-channel transmembrane domain and Neurotransmitter-gated ion-channel family and Neurotransmitter-gated ion-channel ligand-binding domain and Nicotinic acetylcholine-gated receptor, transmembrane domain-containing protein. Lineage: Eukaryota; Metazoa; Nematoda; Chromadorea; Rhabditida; Strongyloididae. Bases 1 to 1908 code for a protein of 635 amino acids. The transcript has 5 exons. Gene Ontology annotation, biological process: chemical synaptic transmission; regulation of membrane potential; nervous system process. Gene Ontology annotation, molecular function: neurotransmitter receptor activity; extracellular ligand-gated monoatomic ion channel activity; transmembrane signaling receptor activity. The record is from RefSeq and is a predicted model, not a curated record. Gene Ontology annotation, cellular component: membrane; synapse; neuron projection.